AUGGUUAAAAAAGUAUCUCCUGUAUCUUUAUGCAACACAUGCAAUUGGAAUGCAUUUUGCAUCCUAUAUUUAUUUAUAUAUAGAAAAUUUUUAAAUUUUCUUUUAAGCAAAAGGACAGCUUUUGAUCGUCAUACUACAAACUACCAAUCAUGGCGCGAACAAAUGACAGUUUGCGAACUCCUUGAUAACUAUGAUCCAACAGUUCGACCAUCCGGAAGAUCACCACUUAAUAAUAAGAGAGGUCCAGUACAUGUUUAUACAAGUAUUAAAAUACGCUCAAUAAGUGCUAUAAGUGAACGAAAUAUGGAAUUUGUUGCGCAAUUCCGUUUCCAACAAGAAUGGUUCGACGAUCGUCUUCGAUUUGUCGACCAUAGUGAUUUUCGAAAUUUCGAAUUUAUAAAUGUUGCUAGGGAUCAAAUAUUGUGGAUACCGGAUACAUUUUUCCAAAAUGAAAGGAAUGGAUGGUAUCAUAACCUUGACCAGGAGAACAAAUUUGUGAAAAUACGUUCGGAUGGAAAAAUAAUCUACAAUCGGAGGCUAACUCUUAUUCUCGCCUGUAAUAUGAAUUUGAUACGUUAUCCUAUGGAUGUACAAGAGUGUCUAAUUGACUUCGCAAGCUAUGCAUAUACGACUAGCGAUAUAAUUUAUAAGUGGGAUGAAACUGGCAUAACUAUCGACAAAACAGCCAAUGGAGCUCUUCCAAAUUUCGAAAUUAGUGCCUACAAAAACGCGACAUGUGAUAGCGUAACCAAUACAGGUACUUACAGUUGCCUUCGAGUCGAACUGAAACUGAGUCGCGUUUUUUCUUUCUUUCUGUUACAGUUAUAUAUUCCAUCAGCAAUGCUCGUUAGUGUGUCAUGGGUUUCGUACUGGAUUGACUGGAAAAGUACCGCAGCUCGAGUGCCUUUAGCUAUUGUUACAUUACUUACGAUGAUCACGCAAUCACAUGCAAUCAAUUCCAAUCUACCUCCGGUCAGUUAUACGAAAGCGAUUGAUGUUUGGAUUGGAGCUUGCUGUGUCUUCAUAUUUGCAUCAUUGAUUGAAUAUGCAGUAGUUAAUUAUAUGGGUAUACUGGAUGAGCGCAAGUUAGCCUUUUUUUCGUCCAUUAUAGAUUAUUAUAAGCAUAUUUUCGUAAAGCUACAAGUACAAAAGGCGACAACAAAAACACGUCUUUCAGGAUUCCUUAGUAACGAAACAUUUUUUAGUAGCGAGCAAACUCGGGUUAAUGAUGGAAGAAAGAGCUUCUUACGUAGAAGGAGAAAACGAAGCUUUGAAUUACAAGAACGGAUGGAACAACGGAUGGAACUUGCUAAUUUUGGUUCCUCACAGUUAAUGGUGAAGCCUUAUGAGCAAAUUUGGACUUUUCAAAACACGUCAGACUUAAUAUAUAUAGGUCAAAGGAAAAGGGUCGAAUUAGUCAAAUGGUGUAGUAUACUUUCAACAAGAGGACGUGCAGAAAGAAUUGAUAUUAUCGCAAGGUAA
Dracunculus medinensis (Guinea worm) is the source of this 1482-nucleotide messenger RNA. The record is from the annotation of a GenBank genome assembly. Lineage: Eukaryota; Metazoa; Nematoda; Chromadorea; Rhabditida; Dracunculidae.